CUGCUUGGACAUUCCAGCAAGGGUCAACAUUAUUUCUGCUGUGCAGACCACAGCGCCUGUGCGCCGCUACCUGUAGGCUUUACUGGGAUAUCAAGCUCUAAGUGUGGAUUUGAAACACCUUUUUACUUUAAAGCUUGGAUUUUGAGGGUCCAGAGACAAAGUCAAUCCCCCUGUUCUUGAAGCUGAACAACCAAACAGCAAAACACAGUUCAGGAAGAGAUUUUGGGCCGUCGAUCAGUCUGCAGCAUGUCUGGAUUGAUACCAUUCUACCGAAAGCACCAGCGCCACCACGGUCAUGGCUACCAUACCAAAGAGAUGGAAUCUAUUAAGAGCCAGUACCAGUCGAGCAGCAGAUACACUGCUGGCAGCACAUCUCUUUCUACAAGCAGGAGCCAGGGACUUAAAGUGUCUUCACAAACUUACCUGGACGAGAACAGACUGAGCCCUGUAACCAAGAGAGCCAAGCCGAGUUACUUGGCUGUGGAUAAAGAGAACCAAAUCAUUGGCUAUGUAGUGCCGAUCUUCAGGGGCAGUCAAGAGUUUGCUGCUGGAGUUUCGGAUGCAGGAGAGACAAGGUUGAGGGACACUUCCACACAUAUGUCCUGCAGGGGUUUGUUCACCAGUGGCUUGGAGGUGGAGAGGUCAGAGCAGAUCUCAAGGAAGGAGGCAAUACGCGAGUCGGCCAAUCGCAUCUCAAUGAGCAAAAGGAUCCAUGAGCACGAGGAACACUACAAACGCAUGAACGAAGACUGCCUGAUGCACCCUCCAAAGUUUGUGAUUAAGCCUCGCUCCCACACUGUGUGGGAGAAGCAGUGUGUGCGGCUGCACUGCACCAUCAGCGGCUGGCCUGAGCCACGGGUUGUCUGGUACAAAAACAAUGUGGCAAUUGACUCUCUUAAGCACCCGGGCAAGUACAAAGUGGAGAGCAACUACAAUAUGCACUCACUGGAGAUCAACAGAUGUGAUUUUGAUGAUACGGCACAGUACCGCGUCUCUGCCAUGAACUCCAAGGGAGAGCUGUCUGCUUUUGCCUCCGUUGUUGUUAAAAGGUUCAAAGGUGAAGUUGAUGAGUCUCUGCCAGCACCCAGACGAGGACCAGUGUCUGAAUAUGGCAUCACCUUCCAGACUCACAUUGUUGAUAAGUUUGGUGUAUCCUUUGGAAGAGAGGGUGAGACCUUAAGUCUGGGAUGUACAGCUGUCAUCUACCCGGCCCUCCAACAUUACAAGCCAGAGAUCCAGUGGUACAGAGAUGAUGUUCUGCUUACUCCUUCUAAAUGGAAUCACAUGCAGUGGAGUGGAGACCGAGCCACACUUACGCUCACACACCUCAACAAAGAGGACGAGGGGCUGUACACUGUGCGUGUCAGCACCAAGUCUGGAUAUGAAACCUACUCUGCUUAUGUGUUUGUCAGAGAUGGGGAUGCUGAGGUGGAAGGGGCUCCAGGUGCCCCUCUGGAUGUGCGCUCUCUGGAUGCCAAUAAAGAUUAUAUUAUUGUCACUUGGAAGCAGCCAGCAGUUGAUGGUGGCAGCUCAAUUCUGGGAUACUUUGUGGACAGAUGUGAGGUUGGAACCAACCACUGGUUUCAGUGCAACGACACACCACUAAAAUUUGCCCGUUUCCCCGUGACGGGCUUGGUGGAGGGCCGUUCCUACAUCUUCCGUGUGCGUGCUGUCAACAAGAGCGGCAUUAGUCGUCCGUCCCGAGUGUCUGAGCCAGUAGCUGCCAUGGACCCAGCAGACAGAGCUCGCAUGAGAGGUACAUCUGCUCCCUGGACCGGCCAGAUCAUUGUCACAGAAGAGGAACCUGUGGAGGGCGUUGUUCCUGGUACACCCAGUGAACUGCAGGUGACAGAAGCAACCAAGAACUAUGUAGUACUGAGCUGGAAACCACCUGGAGAGAAAAGCCUUGAAGGCCUCAUGUACUAUGUUGAAAAGUGUGCCUCCGGUACAGACACUUGGCAGAGGGUGAACACAGAGAUCCCAGUCAAAUCUCCCCGCUUUACUCUGUUUGAUCUUGCCGAGGGAAAAUCAUACCACUUCCGUGUCCGCUGCUGCAACUCUGCUGGCGUUGGUGAGCCUUCUGACCCAACUGAGGCCACCACUGUCGGUGACAAACUUGAUAUCCCAUCCGCACCGGGCAAAGUUGUCCCUACUAGAAACACAGAUACAUCUGUCGUCGUGUCCUGGGAAGCGUCUCGUGAUGCCAAGGAGUUGGUGGGGUACUACAUUGAGGCCAGUGUUUGUGGCAGCAAUGUGUGGGAGCCAUGCAACAACAAACCUGUAAAAGUCACCAGGUUCAUCUGCCACGGUCUGGUGACAGGAGAGAAAUACAUAUUCAGAGUGAGGGCAGUGAACGCAGCAGGGAUCAGCCAGUUUUCCCAGGAGUCAGAGCCUGUGGAAGUGAAGGCUGCUAUAGGGGGAGGCAUUCCUCAUGCAUCUCCUGCUCCACCCUACGACAUCACUGUCCUGGAGUGUGUACGUGACUCCAUGGUGCUGGCCUGGAAACAGCCAGCGUUUAUUGGAGGUGCUGACAUCACCGGUUACUUUGUUGAUUACCGUGAGGUCAUUGAUGGAGUGCCUGGGAAGUGGCACGAGGCCAACGUCAGAGCUGUCAGUGAGAGAGCCUACAGAGUGUCUGAACUGAAAGAGAACAGGAAGUACCAGUUCCAGGUACGAGCAGCCAACAUCGCAGGUGUUGGCAUACCGUCUCUGCCUAGUGAGACCUUCUUAUGUGAGGAGUGGACUAUUGCUGUCCCAGGACCUCCUCAUGAUCUCCAAAUAAGAGAGGUGCGCAGCGACUCUCUGGUGUUGCUGUGGAAAGAACCUGUAUACCAGGGUCGUGACCAGGUGAACGGGUUCUAUGUUGACAUGAAGGAAGCAGAUGCAGAAGAGGAGGCAUGGCGAGGAGUCAACAAUAAGGCUACUGAGAAGACAUACAUGAAGAUUAAGAAUCUGAAGGAAGGAGACCCGUACGUGUUCCGUGUGCGUGCUCAGAAUAAAGCCGGUGUUGGAAAAACUUCAGAAGUCAGUGAACCAGUUGUGGCCCUGACCAAACCGGGCACCAAGGAGAUAGUCGUGGAUGUUGACGAUGACGGCGUGAUCUCCCUGAACUUUGAAUGCCUUGACAUGACCCCCGACUCGAAAUUUGUGUGGUCCAAAAAUUACGAGGAAAUCACCGACUCCUCCCGCUUGGCAAUAGAGACCAAGGGAAACAAGUCCAAAACUGUGUUCAACAGUCCUGGGGAGGAAGAUAUUGGCAUUUACUCAUGUCUCGUUACACACACUGAUGGAGCUUCAUCCAGCUAUAAUCUCUCCAAGGACGAGUUGAAGAAGCUGCUGCAGAUCAGCCAUGACCACAAAUUUCCCAUUAUUCCUCUGAAGUCAGAAUUGGCUGUGGAGAUGCUGGAGAAAGGGAAAGUUCGAUUUUGGCUGCAAGCAGAGAAUAUGUCAGCGAAUGGCAAAGUCGAUUACGUGUUCAAUGAUAAUCUUGUCUCUCAAGGAGAGAAAUAUAAAAUGAACUUUGACAAGAACACCGGUGUGAUUGAAAUGACGAUGGAUUCUCUGACUCCAGCAGAUGAAGGCACCUUCACUUUCCAGCUGCAGGAUGGGAAAGCUACUAACCAGUCCAGCUUAGUACUCAUUGGAGACGUGUUCAAGGAGCUGCAGAAGGAAUCAGAGUUCCAGAGGAAAGAAUGGUUCAGAAAACAAGGACCGCACUUUAUCGAGUAUUUGGAUUACGAGGUGACCCCAGAAUGUUGUGCUAUCCUGAAGUGCAAGGUUGGCAAUAUAAAAAAGGAGACCUCUGCUCUGUGGAGCAAAGAUGGACAUGAGAUCAAAGCAGACGAACACCUGGGCUUUAGUGAAGGAGUGCUGAAACUGGAGAUUGCUCAGUGUGACUCCCCUGCAGCUGAAGCAGAGUAUGUCGAUGAUGUAAUCCGGAGAAGACUGAAAAUUUCCAAGAAGGAUUCUGGUGUGUAUAAGGUUAUCCUACAGGAUGACAGAGGAAAGGACACUUCAACAUUGAAUUUGACAGACCAAGGUUUCAAAGAACUGAUGAAUAAAGUUUUCAGUUUUAUCGCAAAUUCUUCCACUCCACUGAAGAUCACAAGCACAGAAAAGGGCAUCAGACUCUACACCUUCGUCAACUACUAUAACGAUUUACUCCAAGUGACAUGGCACUACAAGGAUUCUGCCAUUGCCUUCUCUGAUCGGAUUAAGAGUGGCGUUGUGGGAGAGCAGCUGUGGCUGCAGAUCACAGAGCCCACAGAGAAAGACAUGGGCAAAUAUGCCAUUGAGUUUAAUGAUGGAAAAGGCGGGUUGCGAAGAACCGUUGAGUUGUGUGGACAAGCAUUUGAUGAUGCUUUUGCGGAAUUUCAGAGACUCAAAGCUGCCGCUGUUGCAGAGAGAAACCGUGCUCGCGUCGCAGGAGGCCUGCCUGAUGUGGUUACCAUCCAAGAGGGCAAAGCCCUCACUCUCACCUGCAACAUUUCAGGUGACCCCAUACCAAAGGUCACUUGGCUGAAGAAUGACAAGGAGAUCACAUCUGAUGACCACUGCAUUCUGAAGUCUGAGUCGGGCAAGUUUGCCAGCUUCAACAUCACAGCUGUGAACAUGUUGGACUCCGGCAAGUACAGCAUCCUGGUGAAGAACCAGUAUGGCACCGAGAGCGGGGACUUCACUAUAGAGGUCACUGAGGGAACGCCAGACCUGGGAGUGACUUCUUACUGGACUGAUGCAGAUGGAAAUGUGAUGUUUGGACCAAAUACCCCAAAGGAAAAGAUGAAAAGUGCAGUUAGUGGAAAAGAAAUGCAGAAAAGGACAAGUAAAAAAGAAAAAGUGGAAAGUGGCAAGGAGAAGAAAACAGAGUCAGAGGAGCAGAAACCCAAGCAGAAGGUUACAGCUAAAGAUUCAGAACAAACUGGCGGCAUAAAAGAGCAGGUUGAUGACGAGUCACAGAUCACUGCUCCCGAGCUGGAACUACACACACAGCCAGAGUAGAGAUCAAGUAUUCCAGAGAACGUGACACUGAUGUCAUGUGCCAUUUUCAAGUAAUCUGGUAAAGUUGUUAUCUUCAAAGACUAGCUAUAUAUGUAAAGAGCUAGUACGUGAUUACACAGGGUGUUUUAGCUUAUCGUUAAUGUUUCACAUAGAAAAUGGUCCACUUUAAAAUGGGGUUUAACCCAAUCACCAGAUUGUAAGUGCACUCUUGUUUUAUAAUGAGCUCUGAAAUAAAUGGAACAACUAGGCUCUUUUUUUUUUUUUUUUUUUUUUUUUUGCUACAUAUUGAAUAUGUUUGGGUUUGAACUCAAGAACACAGCGUCAAAUGUCAGGUUUUAUUUUCAGGUUACAUUGGAAUUUGUCAAACAACAUGCAACAUACCACCUUUAUCAAUUUUCAGGUGACAAAAACAUUGAAACAUGUCACUGGUGUGUGUGUGUGUGUGUGUGUGUGUGUGUGUGUGUGUGUGUGUGUGUGUGUGUGUGUGUGUGUGUGUGUGUGUGUGUGUGUGUGUGUGUGUGUGUGUGUGUGUGUCCCAGGUAUGUCCUUUCGGAUGUGUUAAUCUUCCCGGUUCUUACUGUAAUAUACUGCCCCUUACAAAAAACAAAAUUGAUAUAUUCCUCAGUUUGAAUUUAUUGAAAGUCACGCUGAGAGCCAGGCCCGGGUCCUCAGAGACACAGCCCAUACGGGACUCCAUCUUCUGAGAGACCCUGAACAUGGACGA
Messenger RNA from Thalassophryne amazonica, 5722 nucleotides. It is a transcript of the gene myom1b, whose product is annotated as myomesin 1b. Lineage: Eukaryota; Metazoa; Chordata; Actinopteri; Batrachoidiformes; Batrachoididae. The transcript has 41 exons. Bases 247 to 4998 code for a protein of 1583 amino acids. Gene Ontology annotation, molecular function: protein binding. The record is from RefSeq and is a predicted model, not a curated record.